AUGCUUCAAUCAAGCAGCGUUGUUUGUUUCUCAACCACUGCCCAUUCCUCCUCAUUCGCCCUCGCCCCACCUCAGGUGACGGACCGGUUUGUGCGGAAGAUGCUCGCAGAGGAAGCGAGCGAGAAGGAGCGGAAACGAGCUGGAAAGAAAGGGAAGGGCAGGGGGGGGCGCGGGGAGCAUGGCAGAAAUCAAGCGGGAGGAGGAAUGACAGGUGGAGGCAGCGUUUCGUCUGCACUGCUGCAUGCUCCCCCGCCGCUUCCUCCCAGCCUGAAUCCACUGGUGCAGCGAAGAAACGAAGAGCUGGCGGACUUGGAGAAGACUCUGGAGCAAGUGAAGUCUCUACGGGCCGACAUUGCUCGUGAGCGGCAGGAGGAGGCUGCCCGUGCCACCAACAUGGCGCAAGCACUGCAGGCACAGCAGUUCAGACCGCCAAGGCUCUCCUCCGCGCCGUGCCCCGCAACUCUCCGCGUCCGCGCAAACCUCCCCCCACGCGAUGUCCGCGCAAGCGCGUCCCCGCGCGUCGUCUCGAACGCACUCACGGCGCUUGAAGCACCCGUCAGCGCUUCGCCUGCAGCCGGAACUGCGGCGGCGAUUAACUCCGUGGUGCAGAAGAUGGAAACGAUGGGGUUGACGGAUACGAGCCUCGUCUCAACCAAUGAGCACAGAGCGUGGGUGGCAUCUGCCUGCGUGGCCCUCGGCGCACUGUUCGCUCGCGGCGUGGUCACCACAGUGGACGAUGCGAGUGUUACAGCCGUGCUGGGUGCAGUUGCGUCGGCCGCUGGGUCGUAUUUACUUGCUGAUUUUGGAACGGGCGUGUAUCAUUUUGGAGUGGAUAACUACGGGGACAGUUCGACGCCGAUUUUCGGGCCUCAAAUCGACGCGUUUCAGGGCCAUCACAAGCGGCCGUGGACGAUCACCAAGCGACAGUUCGCGAACAAUCUGCACGCGCUCGCGAAGCCGAUUCUUUUCUCCACGCUGCCAUUCAUUUUCGUGCUCCCGCAUUCGGCCGAGCAAGAUAUAUUCUUUAGUGUCUUCCUCGCCUCCGUUAUGUUCAGCCAGCUUUUCCACGCCUGGUCCCACACGCCCCGCGUCCUCCUCCCUCCAUUCGUCCCCAUUCUCCAAGACGCCGGCCUCUUAGUUUCCAGAAAAAUGCACGGCGCGCACCACCGUCCUCCUUAUAACGCCAAUUACUGCAUCGUCAGUGGAGCGUGCAACCCCCUUCUCGAUUCUAUUGGUUUCUUCUCCGGCCUGGAAAAGUUCAUCUUUCAAACGACCGGGGUUCCUUCCAGGUCUUGGAGUGAGACUGCACCUGAAUGGCUGGAAGAGGGUGGGUACUACGAGGAUGGGUCAGAUGAGCAAGCCCAUUUGCCUGGCCAUUGUCUUGCCAUGGCGUCCCUCACUGCCCAUGCCGCUGCUUCCGUCGCCUCAUACGCCUCGGCGUCGCGCACGGCUGCCACGUCAGCAGCCGCGCAGCAGACAACCAUGUCCUGCUCACUCCGCACCCUCCCCUCCUCCAUGUCCACGUCAUCAGCCGCUUCCAGCUCAGCCACCCCAUUCUUCCAGGGCGCUCGCCUCCCCUCUCUGAAAGCCACCACACGCGCCGCCGCAACUCCCGCCUCCAAAUCCGGCGCCGUGCAGGUCCGCGCAGGGGAGAUUAUCGAGGUGGAGCUGGAGCGGCCGUACGGCCUCAAAUUCUACCGCGGGGAGGACGGCGCGAUCUACAUCGACGCGCUGUACCCCGGGCAAUCCGGGUUAUUGAGCAAGCAGAUCCAGGAGGGCGACAAGGUGCUGGCGACGAGCGCCGUGUUCGGCGGCGAGAUGUGGCCCGCUGCGGAGUACAGCCGCGUCAUGUACACCGUCAGGCAGCGCGUCGGCACGCUUCUCGUCCGCCUCGAGAAAAUGGGAGGGCAAAAGAUUGGUCCGUGGAAGAAGGAUAAGUACCUGGAGGAGCGAGCGGCCGGCAACUACGGCGACGCCAUCCGCGAGAAGCAGAUGGAGAAUGCGGCGCUCCGACAAGAGCAGGCCGAAGAACGCGUCGCUGCUCUCGACAAAGGUCUCCAGCUCUACAAGGCGGGCAAGUACGAGGAGGCGAUGCAGAAGUUUCAGACGAUUAUCGGGCUGGUGCCGUCGUACCGGGAGGAGGCUGUGGCAUUCUACAACAUCGCCUGCUGCUGCUCCAAGCUCAAAAAGGUUGAGGGCGGCCUGCAGGCUCUAGAGGCGGCCAUGGAGGCAGGCUUCGAUGACUACAAGAAAAUCCGUCAAGACCCUGACCUGUCCUUCGUAAGAGACGAUGAUGAGUUCGAUGAGCUCAUGGACAGGUAUGAUGAGCCAAUCAUCAACGAGAAUGCCAUUAAGGCACUCACCAGUGUGUUCGGAUUCUUUGGCAAGAAAUAG
This is a messenger RNA of Closterium sp. Naga37s-1, 2394 nucleotides long. The record is from the annotation of a GenBank genome assembly. Lineage: Eukaryota; Viridiplantae; Streptophyta; Zygnematophyceae; Desmidiales; Closteriaceae.